Drosophila obscura is the source of this 1071-nucleotide messenger RNA. RefSeq names its product actin cytoskeleton-regulatory complex protein PAN1. The coding region runs from base 1 to 1071 and encodes 356 amino acids. The transcript is spliced from 3 exons. NCBI's taxonomy places the organism in Eukaryota, Metazoa, Arthropoda, Insecta, Diptera, Drosophilidae. The record is from RefSeq and is a predicted model, not a curated record.
AUGCCUGUUGCUCUUCGCAGUGGUUAUAUCAUGUUGGGAAUUGUGUUUCUUGUAUUACUGGCCAGCUGCUGCUGCUCGGCGGAGCUGGGGUACCAGUACCAGCAGAACAAUGCGCCCCUCAACAGCUACGGAGCUGCAGCUCAGGACUAUGGAAACGAUGGAACCUCCGCGGACGGCGGGUAUCCGACUUUAGCUAAUGAACACUACGAUGACCAUGCCGAGUUCCACAAGCAUUUCUAUGCCUUCGAAGCGCCCUACGACUCAGGCGAGGAGGCGGACCUGGUGGAGACCAAGUUGGCCUCCCUCUCGCAGAAGAACCUGCAGGUGGUGUUCAUCAAGGCGCCGGAAAACAAGGCCGUGGUGGGGGCUCUCAGCGCACUGGCCAAGCAGACCACCGAGGACAAGACGGCCAUCUAUGUGCUGAACAAGCAGACGGACUCGAACGAAUUGGCAAGCCAACUGAGCGUCCUGAAGACGCACCACAAACACAAGCCCCAAGUUCAUUUUGUCAAAUACAGGACGGAAGCGGAGGCUGUCCAGGCACAGCAGCACAUUCAGGCGCAGUACGGCGGCACGGCGCCACCGCAGCCAGCACAGACAUCCUCAUUGGGCUACUAUCCGGAGCAGCAGCCGCAGCCGGAACAGGACCAAGCCCCACAACCAAGCUACUUGCCCGGACCUCCACCUCCUCGUGCUCAAUCGAGUUACCUGCCAGCAGCUCCUCAAUCGAGUUACCUGCCACCACCAGCUCCUCCCCAAGCAGGAUAUCUGCCCUCCUUGCCCAACUAUGCCUCCAUUGCUCAGGGCUACAAUGCGGGAGGAUCUGGAGCUGGGGCAGCAGCAGGCACACUGGGGCAGAUUGAUCUGCCGCCUCUGUCUGAGCCGCAGCAGGACCUUGGCUCCAGCUACGACGACUUGGACGAACGAUCCGGCAGAUCGCUUCGCACCGGUUUCCGAGCCAACGAGAGACGGCGCUCGGGCAGUCGCAUGGUCUUUCCCACGGAGUUAUCCUCCUCCAACUACUAUCGUUCCCAACAAGCCUCCAAGCGCCGCAGACGCGCCCACCACUAG